UUUUAAAACAUUGCGCUGUUGAGCUGGAGAAGUUGCUAGAGAGUUAGAGAGCCCUUCGAGCGUUGGAGCUGCGACCAUGUCUGCAAAUUCAAUAUCGUCUUGUUCCUUUCGAUUAUUCACUUGUUCCAUGAUCCCACACACUCGUCUUUGUCAAACCCUCUUCUUGCAAUCUUCCUCUUACAAGCUUUCCUUCUUCAAACCCAUCACCCUCGAGAGAAUCCCUACGAAGCCGUUGGCCACCCCGCCGUCAACAGCUUCGACCUCUGCUUCUCUGCAACCCAUUGAGGAGCUUCCUCCCAAGCUUCAGGAAAUCGUCAAGCUUUUCCAGUCUGUGCAGGAACCUAGGGCCAAGUAUCAGCAGCUCUUGUUCUAUGGAAAAAAUCUCAAACCCCUCGAAGCGCAGUUCAAGACCAGGGAGAACAAGGUCGAAGGAUGUGUCUCCCAGGUUUGGGUGAGAGCCUUCCUGAACCAAGACAAGAAUGUCGUCUACGAAGCCGAUUCGGAUUCCGAUCUUACUAAGGGGCUUGCCGCUUUGCUCGUUCAAGGGCUUUCUGGUCGACCAGUUGCCGAGGUCGUUAGGAUUUCUCCAGAUUUUGUCGUGCAUCUGGGGCUACAGCAGAGUUUGACUCCUUCCAGGAAUAAUGGGUUUUUGAAUAUGUUGAAAUUGAUGCAGAAAAAGGCGCUUACAUUGUAUAUAGAAGCUGAAAAGGGUGGCGAAAUGAACCCAAAUUCAAAUUCUCAGUUGGAAAGUGAAAGUUCUGUUGAGAAUUCAGGGAAAGGAGAAAAUCCUAUCGGUUCUGUGCGCUCAAACGGUGGAUGGAGUUCUGAAGUUGAUGGUAAUAAGUCAGAGUCACGCAAGAAUUCCCCAGAUGUUACUGAAUCGAAUGCUGGUAUUCUGGGAAGCAGGGGAAGGAGGAUCAAGGAAAAGUUGGAGAAGCAACUUAGUCCUGUUGAAUUACAAGUUGAAGAUGUCUCUUACCAGCAUGCAGGGCAUGCUGGUGCUAGGGGAAGUGAUGGGGAAACCCACUUCAAUCUUAGAGUUACAUCUAAAGAAUUUGAGGGAAAGAGUUUAAUUAAGAGGCAUAGGCUUAUUUAUAACCUAUUGGAAGAGGAAUUGCAGUCUGGGCUUCAUGCUUUGUCAAUUGAGGCAAAGACACCAUCUGAAGUCAAUAUAGGAUGAAAAUUAUUUGUGUAGGAAAAGGUGGUCAAAUUUUUUCCGUUCUUCUACUACUCUGGGCAAUGUUCUCAUUUUGUUUAUUGUACACAAAAAGAAAGGUAGUUAUAUUUGUUAAAAUGCUUACUGAGGCUUCAACAGUCUGCUUUUAUUACAAUGAUUUGUAGAA
Messenger RNA from Prosopis cineraria, 1343 nucleotides. RefSeq names its product sufE-like protein 1, chloroplastic/mitochondrial. Lineage: Eukaryota; Viridiplantae; Streptophyta; Magnoliopsida; Fabales; Fabaceae. Bases 77 to 1180 code for a protein of 367 amino acids. The transcript has a single exon. The record is from RefSeq and is a predicted model, not a curated record.